AUGAAAUUGUCUCAACAAAAAUUUAAGAAUUCAUCUUACCCAAGGACAUCUUCAUGGGGGAAUGAUUCAAAUUGCUGCUUGUGGGAUGGGGUCAUGUGUGACUCCAUGUCAAGCCAUUUUGGUAAUCUUCCUUCUCUCACAUAUCUAAACUUAAGCCACUGUUGUUUUGCUGGUGAAAUUCCUCCCAGAAUUGCAGGAUUGUCUAAGUUGGCCACUUUUGAUUUGUCUACGAAUUGGUUUUACUCUUUUGAGAGGGGGAAUUAUUUGAAACUUGAACCAUCCACAUGGGAGAAGCUCAUUCUAAACAUGACAAAUAUGAGGGAACUUAUUUUAGAUUAUGUAAACAUGUUUUCCAUUUCAAAAAGCUCUUUAUCUUUGCUCAUGAAUUUGUCAUCUUCUCUAGUCUCCCUUAGUCUUCGAGAUACUUCUUUACAAGGGAAUAUCACAAAUAACAUUCUUUGCUUACAGAAUCUUCAGCAACUAGAUUUGUCAAGAAAUCAAAAUCUCAACGGUCAACUCCCAAAGUCCGAAUGCAAUUCUUCUCUAAGGCAUCUAGAUCUCUGCUUCACAAAUUUCUCAGGAGAAGUGCCUAAUUCCUUAGGCUACUUGAAGCAUCUUAAUCAUUUGAAUCUUGGAUUCUGCUAA
Molecule: messenger RNA, 645 nt
Organism: Prosopis cineraria
Lineage: Eukaryota; Viridiplantae; Streptophyta; Magnoliopsida; Fabales; Fabaceae
Product: receptor-like protein 7
Exons: 3
Coding region: 1-645 (214 amino acids)
Molecular function (GO): protein binding
Source: RefSeq, a predicted model, not a curated record